This is a messenger RNA of Leopardus geoffroyi (Geoffroy's cat), 1169 nucleotides long. RefSeq lists its product as uncharacterized. The transcript is spliced from 3 exons. NCBI's taxonomy places the organism in Eukaryota, Metazoa, Chordata, Mammalia, Carnivora, Felidae. The record is from RefSeq and is a predicted model, not a curated record. The coding region runs from base 336 to 1007 and encodes 223 amino acids.
CUUCCCCCAAAACUUGUUUCUUCAUCAUUUCUUGACAACCACUGCCCCACUUGGGGGGUGGGGGCGGGGCGUUUAAUAACAAAGUUUGCUUUUAAUGAUUUAUCCAAUAGUUUGCAGAAUGAAGACCGUUGAGAGGGGGGUGUCAGAAAAAGUCUUGGAGAGAAAUGCCUGGGGGAGAGAAGAGAAAGAUAGCAUAUGAGAGCAAGGGUCUGAGGUGAAGCUAAAGAGAAAAUGAGGGUUGGGGGGGGGUGGGAGGAAGGCACAGGACAUUGCUCUUGGAAUGGGAAAGAGAGACGUUGGGGAAGAGCUCCGGGCUGGAGCUCAACAGAAAGAAAAUGGGCGUUAGGAGAAAAACUGAGUUUGGGGGACUUUUUUUUUCCCAGCUUCCUUUCCUUUCCAAGAGUUUUUCUCUGCUCCAUUUUGCUCCUCCCCCUCCUCCCCGCCUCCUCUGCUCCCCCUCCUUCCCCGCCUCGCGCGGCAAUGGGAGGCUCCUAGGCAAGAGAAGCAAAAGAAGGAAUUGUUUGCGAGUUCAGUCAUCCAAAAAAGCUUCUUCCAUAUGGAGGGACCGGGUGCGCCGGGCGCGGCGUCCCCUGCCUUGUCCUCCUGCUGCUGCCGCCGCCGCGACCCCCGCUUCCUGCCGCAGGGACCCUGAGCCCCGGCCCGCCGGUGUCAGCCUCCGGGCGCGCGCACGCACACUCACCCUUGCACACACACACACACACACACACACUCACUCACUCACGCCCGCCACAGCCACACGCGCCCGCACGCGCCCUCCCUCCCCGGCCGGCAACUUCUCGGGCCGGGGCUCCUUUGUUGCUCCUGCGGCGGCCGCUCUCCGGUUUUGCGAGUCCCCGGGUGUCACGGUGCGGGUUGUGUGUCCUUUCGGCGCGGUGCUGUGCGGCUCCCUCCGCGCCCGCCACGCCGGCCCCGGACGCCGCUCGCCCUCCCCAGAAGCUGCCGCACCAGAGUCCCAGCACGAACUUCCUGGAACCCAUGACCCAUGAAGUCUUGUCAACACUCACACCAUCUGAGGGUAGCAGCCAUGAAGUAGAAGAAGCAGAGUGCAGGGGAUUGUAGUAGCCAUCUAAGUGACUCUGGUGGCUUAUGGGACGUUGGCUUGGACCCUUUGUGACACCGUGCUGCAUGGGAUGAUGACGACCCGGAGA